AUGUUUUUCACUAUCUCUCGCCUCGGCCUCGCCGCCACCCUCAUCGCCGCUCCACUCCCUCUCCUCACCAACGCACAACAACAAUCCACCACAAUCUCUUUCUCCGCAAAUGGUGUCCUCCAAACCGUUGUUCUCCCCGCGCCCGCCCUACCUACAGCCACUGUCACAGUCCCUGCUGUCACAGUAACUUUCAUGCUCCAAAGCGUCAUCACAUCAAUCUACACCGUCACCGGCCCCGUGGACGCACUCUCCGGUGUUCCCUCCGAUCUCCCCGCCUCGGUCGGUAUCGUGACAGACACCGCGCCCGCCGGUCCAGUCUUCCCAUUGCAAGUCGGCGACUUCUCUACCAACGUCGUCCUACCCGCCAGCGCAUCCAUCCCUUCAGGUCCCGUCACACUAGCACCCGUGAACGUCGUCCAACCCUCUGCGUCACCCUCGCCAAACGCCUCUCCCUCAGAAGCAGCAUCAUCACCCUCAGAAGCCGAAGCCAGCAGCGCCUCCGCCAAUGCGGUCGCCGCAGCAAGUCAACAAGCCGCCGUGCAGAGCGAAGUGUCUGGCUCCGCAUCAUCACCACCUUUAUCCCUCGCCUCAGAAAGCAAUGGUCCGGCUGCAGUCGUAGUACCCACGCCGUCUCCUGUGCCCACUGAUACCGCAGCCCUGGCUUCAGCAUCAGACACAGCAGCAGCCGUCGCCAGCGCAGCGAGCUCGUCAGCAUCAGAUACCGCAGUCGCCAUCGCCAGCGACGCCAGCGCCUCAGCGAGCGGGGCUUCAGAAUCCGCUGCUUCUGCUACUGGCGCAGUCGCUAGUGAUGCGAGCGCGGCUAGUGAAUCUGCUGCAUCUGCGACUGGCGCAGUCGCAUCCGCUACCGAAUCUGUCGCCAGUGAUGCCAGCGCGUCUGCUAGUGCGGCCAGUGACUCUGCUGCCUCGGCGGCAAGUGCAGUCACUUCUACGACGUUUGGAGCUGAGCCGACGACGAUGGGGACGAGUGUUACGUCUGGUAUGGGGUCGUUCGUCGAGCCCGAGUGCUAG
Molecule: messenger RNA, 1029 nt
Organism: Bacidia gigantensis
Lineage: Eukaryota; Fungi; Ascomycota; Lecanoromycetes; Lecanorales; Ramalinaceae
Exons: 2
Coding region: 1-1029 (342 amino acids)
Source: RefSeq, a predicted model, not a curated record